AUUGAUUAAAAAUCCAGUAUUUCUUCAUGGCCACUGCCGCAGCACCUUCGUUUCAUUCGACAAAAGAGACAACCAAUUACGCCCGCUUAUGCAGGCUUCUGGUGGAUGUUAGUGCACGUAUCUUGAGAGAGACUUUUGAGAAGAGGCGUCCAACAGGAGACCUGCAUACAGUUUUGUUAAGUCCUCCAGUUCAUACAGUCUUACAACCACUUCGAAAGAAAGGAAUUCUUAAUCCUUCCCAAUGGGGACAACUAUAUCCUAAAGCCAUCAAAUCUGCAGUUUCAUCAAAGAAUUUCGAUAUCACUCUACUGAUGGUUUUGCUGAGGAAUAUAUGCGGUCUUGGUCGUCCAGCUAAAGGCUGGGAUACACUUCCUCCUGCAACAGACACAACCCUUGAGGCAGAUAUCGUUCGCAUCAAGUUCUACAGAAACACAGUUUAUGGUCAUGCCAGCGAGGCCUCAGUUGAUGAACCAACAUUCAAUCAAUACUGGAAAGACAUCCAAGAUGCACUGGUGAGACUGGGAGGAGCUGGUUACCAAAGUGAUAUUGAUGAUCUGAAAAAGGAAUGCAUAGACCCUGAUUUCGAAGAACACUCUAAAGAGCUUCUUAAACAAUGGGUAGCGGCUGAAGUCAGCAUCAAAGAAAGACUGGAUGAAAUGGCAGAGCACUUUGAGCACUUUGAUAAAAGCCUGGAUGAAUUAAAGGAUGCAAUCGUUAGCCCUAUAAAGAAACCGGGAGACAAAGGUAUUGUUUGUUAACGGUUCAAUCUGUGCACGGCAUCAUGUUUUACUGCAUCAGCCAUAGGGUGUUAACCUCUGAAUCCUCAAUUUAUCAAUUAAAGCAAGUUAAAUCAUGGACACACUUUGAAACUAAUACCGACUGGAGCUUGGUCUUGACACAUAAGACCAUAGCAGUUUCAAAAACGCUAUUUUUAUAAUAAAAUUAACGCAACUCUUGUAUUCCUCUCCAGCUGUUUCAGCAUACACAAACGCGUUGAAAGAAUCGAUUAAAAAGCAAACAGAGUUCGUCAAUGUAGCUUCUCCCACCUCAUCUAAUAAGGUAAGAACAGAUGACAUAUUCACCAGCCUUCUGAUACAACAUGGAAGAAAGCCAGUUGAAGACCUAGAUAUGGAAAGAGGAGAACAACUUGAGCAGUACGGUCGAGUAAAAGGAAAACCAGUGGAACACUCGCAAGAAAUUUUCCUUUCUGAACGUGAUCGUAACGACGAAAUGAAUCCUAAAUCUGUACUAAUCACUGGGAAGGCAGGGAUUGGGAAAACUGUCUAUUGCCAAAAUUUAAUUCGAGACUGGGCUGACAACAAAUUAUUUCAACCACAAAGUAAUCGAAACGUGCCUGACUUUAAGUUCGCUUACUUACUGACUUUUAGUCAACUGAGUUUGCUGGGAGAUAAGCGUUUUACUUUGAGGGAGAUCCUGAACCUAUCUUCAGUGUUAGAUGAACACUCAAAUAUCGACGACUUUUUAUUUGAGUACAUUGUUGGUCAUUCUGAAGAUGUUUUAAUUAUUCUAGACGGCUUUGAAGAGUAUUCAAAUCAAAAUUUAAUCGCUAGUGAUUUGGAUAACCGAUAUCCGAAUAGCGCCCAAGAGAAAAUGCCAGUAGCAGCACUGUGUGCCAAGCUAAUUAAAGGAAAAAUCUUGAAAGAUUCGGUUGUCAUGAUGACGUCAAGGCCCGAUGAAUACGAUCAAGUGAAAGGUAAAAUACCCUUUGAUCGGUACCUUGAAAUUACAGGGUUUUCCGAGGAGCAGGUGAAGAAAUACAUUGAAAAGUAUUUCAAAGAAAACGAAGUCAUGAAAAAUGCUGUAAUGGAUCACAUCACAAAGAAUGACAAUCUUGUUAGCUUUGCCCAUAUUCCAGUUCUGUGUUUUCUGAUGUGCUCAUAUUUUGAGUACAUAUUAAAUGAAUCGAUGAACACUGAUGCUCUUCCUGUCAGUAUGGGUGACAUCUAUUCGGAAGUGAUCAACAUGUUUCUCAGAGCACAUAGCAGAACGAAAGGAGCCCCUCCAGAGAAAACGCUGAAUAAAUUGUCAAAGUUAGCGGCUCAUUUGCUCCGAAAAAAGAAGUAUCUCUUUAGUGAUGUUGACGACAUGAAAAGGUUUUCUUCGGAAGAAGUUGAAAGCCUCAAAGCAAGUGGUCUCCUCCAUUGCGGUCCACCGUUUAGAAAAUCAUUCUCUGAAACGACGAAAUAUUUUUGCUUCACUCACUUAACUCUCCUGGAAUACUUGGCGGCUCGUUGGUUUGUGAAGCAAAGAGAAAUUCCAUCUUACACUGAAAAUGCCUCAGGAAUGGUAUUCCAAUUUAUGUCGGGCAUUUUAUUAAAGCAAAACGACCAAGCUUUUAUGCGCAAAUUGCUCAGAGGACUCAUUCAAAGGUCUCAGUCUAUGCCUUCUGUAGGGCCACUAAUAUUGAAGUGUCUGGCUGAGUACCAUGACAAGGAAUUUGCCCUAAAUUUCGUAAAGAAAUUUUGUAGGCAGCUUAUUCAUUUUGAUCAAAUUAUAUCAUUUGUAGAAGUGGACUGCAUCGCAGUAUCUUUUCUGUUAGAUGUCAUCAGUACAUUCAAUGCAAAAGAAAAGGAUGAAAUGAAUCAACUAACCUUUCAACGGUCUCAUAAGCCGUUAGGUAAUCGACCAAAUCUUUUUAGGCGCGUCGUGCCCUGUGAACAGGGAACUGUUGAGAGGAGUCAAACAUCCUCGCACCAAUCAAUAGGAGCACCGCAUGUAUUGCUUCUCGUUGAUUGUCAUAUUACACAAACUGGAUUAAGACAAAUAUGUAAAUUUCUGAAGAACGAGCUCUGCACUGUGACUUCUCUUGAAUUUCGUUGCUGUUUAAUGGCAGACGAAUGUGUUGCUACGAUUGCAGAAUCGUUGCCAUUGACCAAAGUCAUUGAACUGUCUCUGGAAGGAAGUAAAAUCACUGAUGCCAGUGUUGCCAGUCUAUGUCAAGCAUUACAGACACCAACAUGCAAAGUCACUGAACUUGAUCUGAGUGAUAAUCGUAUCACCGAUGCUGGUGUUGCCAGUCUAUGUCAAGCAUUGCAGACGGUAGCAUGUAAAGUCACCAGUCUUGAUCUGAGUGAUAAUCAGAUCACCGAUGCUGGUGUUGUCACGGUCGGUCAAGCAUUACAGAUACCGUCAUGUCAAGUCACCACACUUGAUCUGCGUAGAAAUCAGAUCGCCGAUGCUGGUGUUGCCAGUCUAUGUCUAGCAUUGCAGACAGCAGCAUGUAAAGUCACCGAACUUGAUCUGAGCCAUAAUCAGGUUACCGAUGCUGGUGUUGCCAGUCUAUGUCAAGCAUUGCAGACAGCAGCAUGUAAAGUCACCGAACUUGAUCUGAGCCAUAAUCAGGUUACCGAUGCUGGUGUUGCCAUUCUAUGUCAAGCAUUACAGACACCGUCAUGUCAAGUCACUACACUUGAUCUGCGUAGAAAUCAGAUCGCCGAUGCUGGUGUUGUCAGUCUAUGUCAAGCAUUGCAGACAGCAGCAUGUAAAGUCACCGAACUUGAUCUGAGCCAUAAUCAGGUUACCGAUGCUGGUGUUGCCAGUCUAUGUCAAGCAUUGCAGACAGCAGCAUGUAAAGUCACCGAACUUGAUCUGAGCCAUAAUCAGGUCACCGAUGCUGGUGUUGCCAGUCUAUGUCAAGCAUUGCAGACAGCAGCAUGUAAAGUCACCGAACUUGAUCUGAGCCAUAAUCAGGUCACCGAUGCUGGUGUUGCCAGUCUAUGUCAAGCAUUGCAGACAGCAGCAUGUAAAGUCACCGAACUUGAUCUGAGCCAUAAUCAGAUCACCGAUGCU
Pocillopora meandrina is the source of this 3810-nucleotide messenger RNA. Lineage: Eukaryota; Metazoa; Cnidaria; Anthozoa; Scleractinia; Pocilloporidae. The record is from the annotation of a GenBank genome assembly.